GUACGCUGAAAACUCCCCUGUGCUCUAGUUCUCUCUUCUCUCUUCUGAGUUUUCUUGCUUAAUGAAGCUUUUAGGAGCUAAUUAAGCUAAGUAACUCAAGUGCUAGCCCCACAAAUAAGUAGUAGUGCUGAGAUUAGCUCAACACUAACCCAAUAAAACUUAGUAGUAACCCUCCCUUAAAAUGAAAAUCACAAAAAAAAAUCCCGUUGAAUAAAACAAGCUCUGAACCAAGAACAAUUUGUGGUGGAUUGAUCCCCACAAGAACGACUAACCACUGACCCCUCCGAUUAUUUUUCCCUGCAUACUCUUUGCACUAAUCUUUUGCAGGAGUCAUGUCAGUCUGGGGGAACAUCCGGAACAAGGAGAAGAAGCUCGGCUCGUCAUCCCGAUCCCGGAGUUCGCAAGCGUCAUCAGGCUCUCGGGAUGACAUGUCAGUGGACUCUGUUCGCCGACCGUCACAAUCUCAGGAAGAAGAGGAGGAAGCCCCUGCCUCUCCAGCAGUCCCGAGGCCCCGUCUCAAAAUUAGAGUUCUGACUUCGGUUGACCAGAUCGUUGUCCAGAUUGAUUAUGAGCAGGACGCCUUCGAACUAUUGAAGAAGCAGUCGUACAGCCACGCCAAGCGGUUCGAUACAAAAUUCCUCAUGAUGACAGGACUCCACAAGGACAUGAACCGCGCAUUCACGGCUGUGGGAUGGUCACGCUUCGCCGACAUCACUGAACCAGGAAUUCACUGUCCAAAGAUGGUCGAAAUUAGAGAAAAUCCCUGCCGCCCGGCACAUUUCGUGCUGACCGGCCUGACACCUCCACAUACAUGGGUCCAAUAAUUUUACUGGAGCAAUGUGACACGUUCAUAAGGUUUGAGAACAAGGCGAACAUCUCAUAUCCUAUCGGUGGACCCGGAAGGCACAAGGUUCAACCCAAAAGCCCACAUGCCAGAGCCAUGAUCAUCAAAUGGGGAAACCACCCGUUCCAGAGGCAAUGUGGAGUGUGGUUGUGCAAUGUCGGCGAAGAGGAGGACUGAGGGGCCCCGGAGGUAGGCCGCUCGGCCUACCUCAAGCCGCCCGGCCCAAGAAAGAGGCAUCCAAGGAAACUACCCAGGGAACCGACGUCCAGGAGCAAUCAAGAGCCAUCCACGGGAGGUCGGUGGCCAGAUGGCACACCCCUAGGCCGGUGGCCGCCCGACCCCACCUUGCGGAGACUCGUCUCCCAGCUUCGCGUGGAAGUUAAGCAUCGCCUCUACAGUUGCGUGCACCGGGCGCUACCUAAAUUACCGGCCUUCUACCGACCUUAGAAGCCUAUAAAUAGCACUCUCCCCCUCACUUUUAAACACACACUCAAAGGAGCAAUUCACUCUUCUCAAGUCUAGAGUAGGUUAGUAGUUGGGAGUUAGAGUCGAGUCGAGCUUGUCUCGGGGAU
Molecule: messenger RNA, 1416 nt
Organism: Panicum virgatum (switchgrass)
Lineage: Eukaryota; Viridiplantae; Streptophyta; Magnoliopsida; Poales; Poaceae
Exons: 2
Coding region: 333-824 (163 amino acids)
Source: RefSeq, a predicted model, not a curated record